Solea solea (common sole) is the source of this 1328-nucleotide messenger RNA. RefSeq lists its product as uncharacterized. The record is from RefSeq and is a predicted model, not a curated record. NCBI's taxonomy places the organism in Eukaryota, Metazoa, Chordata, Actinopteri, Pleuronectiformes, Soleidae. The transcript is spliced from 10 exons. The coding region runs from base 101 to 1102 and encodes 333 amino acids.
GUGAGAGGCUGAACAAUACAAACCGUAUGAAAGCAUCUCCUUGGGGCAAAGAGCUUUGAUAAAAACAUAUCUACACGGCUGCUGCCAUCAAACACAUACAAUGUCACUGACUUGUUGUUUCUUCUUCAUCCCAGGUUUGGUCGUAGCUGCUGUCAUGGCAGAUGUGACAACAACAAACACAGGAUUGAUCACAAUAAAAGAAGACACCAUCUUCAGCAGUGACAACAAUAACCUUUCCAGUGUAGAGGCCUCCACCAACACCACUAACACCAAUAUCACCAGCACUAUUAACCCCAAUAUCACCAGCACCACCUCCAUGACCAACAGCAUCAACAGCCCCGGUAUCUCCAACACCACAAGCAACAUCAACAGCGUUACCAUGUCCCCAACCAUAAAGCAGAGAGGUGGUGAAACCACCGGCAGAGGCAGAGCCGCACAACAGCCCACAAAGUCCUUUACUACACCAAAACCCAGUGUUCAUAGAAGAACACCUGCCAAAACAACCACUGCCGCACCUCAGACUGAAGGAGACACAGUUGGUAUCGUCAUCUUCAUUGUGAUCAUACUUAUGGCUGUAGGAUUUGGAACUGCUUGCUACUUUUUACGAAAACGAGGAAAAAGCUACUCUGUUGACAUCCUCUCCAGACAAGAUGACGUCAACAUCCCUCUCAGCACUGUGGAGCCCGAGUUGCCUGCUGAUACGGUGCCUCAGAACGGACUGCAAACUUUUGGAAGUAGAGACACUGCUACAGAAGAGUCCCAACACACAACACAAGAGGAAAAACCUGACGGGCAAGAGGAACAGAAACCUGAGGGUGAGAAAUCUGUUGAUCCCAGGCCUGAGUCUGCAGCCCAAUUUCCUUCUCCAGACAGUUCUGAGGACAAAGCCAAAGAGGACGUUGUUGAGCAGAGUCUUCUUGCACCUGUGCAGCGAACCAUGGACGAGAAAACCAAUGAUGAAGGAGACGUCUCCAACCAGACCUCAGUGGAAUCGCUGAAGGAAACAAACGAGAACAACAGCAACAACGCUGACGUCAGUCUGUGGAGAGAUCUGAAGUCAAGCAGCAUCUUCUGGAACAUUCCCCUUGACUGUCCUGUGUGACUCGCUGCUCCUUUCCUUUUUCGCAAACCUUUGACUGGAGGGGAAAAAAGACUCAAACAGCUGGAAGACGACUCCGUUUACGCCAUGUGGGAAACUUAAUUCCUGUCAGAAUUUGCAGCUUUUUCCAAAUUAAAUGUCAGUUGAGAACAGAAUUUGCAUGUAUUGAAUGAAAAGUGUUUUAAACACCUAUAGAUUCAUGCUUUGGUACAAUUUUGCAAUAUGUAAC